Messenger RNA from Periconia digitata, 2178 nucleotides. Lineage: Eukaryota; Fungi; Ascomycota; Dothideomycetes; Pleosporales; Periconiaceae. The record is from the annotation of a GenBank genome assembly.
AUGCCACCCUCACUCUUUACCACCUCACGUCGUCUCCUUGUUCAUUCUACCCCACUGCCCCGUUUGAGGCCGCUGGCGACUCAUCGUUCUUUGACUCACACAGGUGGCACAGCUGUCGCCCUCGCACGUAUAUUUACCCCUCCGCGUUACCGUCUUGCGGCCUCGCGCCUCUACUCACAAACAAAAAACCCAUUAUCCUCCCUUUUCGAACCACACGCGUCCAAGACCUCAGCCGUCAUCAUGGAGGACCUCGCAGGCUCGCUGCAGAAGCUGGGGCUCGACAAAGUCCCCGCCGAACCAAACACCUAUCCCGCCCAUAACCCCUUCGACCUCUUCCGUUCCCACAUUACAGAGUUGCUGUCGCAGGCCUCGGGAAUCGAGCGCAAAAUCAUAUACCCGACGUUGCAGAAGACCAUCAAGGCCGAGUUUGGAGAUCUCCAGCUUGCGGUUCAGGCUCUCCGUCAGAAGCGCAAAGACAUGGCCGAGUUUGCAAAGGAGCUGGGUGGUAAAUUCCCCGAAUCCCCCCUCGUGGAGAAGCCCACCGUCAAUGGCACUUUCCUCAGCUUCUUCUACAAGCCACAGCCUUUGACAAAGCUUGUCCUCCCUAAUAUUCUGAAAGCCGGCCCGAGCUACGGCUUCUCGGCCGCCCAACACCUAGGCCUCAAAGACCCUGCCGACCCAUCCCAAGGGCGCAAGAAGAUCAUCGUGGAGUUCUCAUCCCCGAACAUCGCAAAGCCUUUCCAUGCCGGCCAUCUUCGGAGUACAAUCAUUGGUGGUUUCCUAGCAAACCUGUACGAUGGUGCUGGCUGGGACGUGGUCCGCAUGAAUUACCUUGGCGAUUGGGGAAAGCAAUACGGUGUGCUCGCAGUGGGCUUUGACCUUUACGGUUCGGAAGAAGAGCUUAUCAAGAACCCUAUCGGUCACUUGUACGACGUAUACGUUAAAAUCUCCAAAAAGGCCGCCGAGGAGGCAGAUGUUGUGAAAGCUGCAAAGGAGGGAAUUGCCAAAGCUGAAGGAGACGCAUCCGAACUUGAGGCGAAGAUCAAGGAGAUUGAAGAGAAGGGUGUUGAUCAACAGGCCAGGCAGUAUUUUGUCAAGAUGUGCGAAGGCGAGGAGAAAGCGCUCGGCAUUUGGAAGCGGUUCCGUGACCUCAGUAUCGAGAAGUACAAGAAAACGUACGCACGCCUGAACAUCCACUACGAUGACUACUCUGGCGAAUCUCAAGUCAAGGACGAAAAGAUGGACGAGGCUGCCCAAGUCAUGAAAGAGAAGGGCGUCUCGGAGGAGUCGGAAGGCGCCACCAUUGUCGAUCUCACAAAGUACUCCAAGAAGCUCGGCAAGGCUAUCGUGAAGAAGAAGGACGGCACCUCGCUCUACCUCACUCGCGAUAUCGGGGAAGCUAAACAGCGUAUGGAAAAAUACAACUUCGACAAGAUGAUCUACGUGGUGGCUAGCCAGCAAGAUCUGCACCUAGCGCAGCUGUUCAAGAUUGAAGAGGCCAUGGGCUGGAAGGACAUCUCGAGUAAAUGCCAACACAUCAACUUCGGAAUGGUGCUCGGCAUGUCUACCAGGAAAGGCACGGCCAAGUUCCUCGAUGACAUCCUCGCCGAGGUAGCAGAGAAGAUGCACGAUGUGAUGAAGUCAAACGAGAACAAGUACGCGCAGAUUGAAGACCCGGUAAAGACGGCGGACACGCUGGGCAUCUCGGCCGUCAUGGUGCAAGACAUGAAGGGCAAGAGAAUCAACAACUACACAUUCGACAUGGACAGGAUGUGCUCGUUUGAAGGCGACACGGGGCCCUACCUGCAGUAUGCGCAUGCCCGUCUGUGCAGCAUCCGUCGCAAGGUGAUUGCGGCGCAUCCAGACAUUGAAAGCCUGGAUCUCUCCACGGUGGCCGACUUUACGCUUCUCAAGGAACCACAAGCUACUGUGCUGGUCCGAGAGCUUGCUAGCUGGCCCGAUGUACUUCUCAACACGAUCAGGUCGCAGGAGCCUUCGACGGUUCUCACAUAUCUUUUCAAGAUGUCGCACGCUCUUUCGGCGUCGUACGAUCACCUUCAGAUUGUUGGAUCGGAGCGUGAAGUGCUGCUAGCUCGGUUGGCGCUGUACACGGCGGCUCGCCAGGUGCUGAACAAUGCCAUGCGCCUCCUUGGGUUGAACCCGGUGGAGCGCAUGUAG